GGGUGUUCCCGAUGCUUCAGAUCUACCCCCUUUUAGAUGGAUCUCACUUUCUCCACAUCGGGAUUACAAUAAGGAGCUAUAUAACGACACUGGCCACCUCCACGACAACUCCUCUCCGCACCCCGACGCCUUCCUCUUCCUUCCACCCGCCUCCCUCAACCGCCUGCGACCCUCCCCUUUUGCAAGAGAGGAGAGCAGCCUCCCUGCACAAUGUCAGAAGUCAGGCCGCACUUUUACAAACAGGAGUUGAAUAAGACAAUCUGGGAAGUGCCGGAGAGAUACCAGAACCUCUCUCCCGUCGGAUCAGGGGCUUACGGCUCCGUUUGCUCUGCUUUUGAUACGCAAUCAAGUUAUCGCGUGGCAGUAAAAAAACUUUCCAGACCAUUUCAAUCUAUCAUCCAUGCAAAACGAACAUACAGAGAGCUACGGUUGUUGAAGCAUAUGAAACAUGAAAAUGUAAUUGGCCUAUUGGAUGUUUUCACACCAGCAACAACAUUGCAAGAUUUUACUGAUGUCUACUUGGUGACCAGCUUAAUGGGAGCAGAUCUAAACAACAUAGUUAAAUGUCAGAAGCUCACAGAUGAUCAUGUACAGUUCCUAAUUUAUCAGAUUCUUCGGGGCCUUAAGUAUAUCCAUUCAGCUGGGAUCAUACAUAGAGAUUUGAAACCCAGCAAUCUAGCAGUGAAUGAAGAUUGUGAACUAAAGAUUUUGGAUUUUGGAUUGGCUCGUCAUACUGAUGAUGAAAUGACUGGAUAUGUGGCCACCAGAUGGUACAGAGCUCCAGAGAUCAUGCUAAAUUGGAUGCAUUACAAUCAAACAGUUGAUAUUUGGUCUGUUGGGUGCAUUAUGGCAGAACUGCUGACAGGAAAGACUCUGUUUCCAGGCACAGACCAUAUUGAUCAGUUGAAGCUAAUAAUGCAGCUCGUCGGAACACCAGGGCCAGAACUUUUGAUGAAAAUAUCAUCUGAUUCUGCUAGAAACUAUAUACAAUCCUUACAGCACAUGCCAAAGCAGAGCUUUGAAGAUGUAUUCAUUGGAGCUAAUCCUCAAGCUGUUGACCUUUUGGAGAAAAUGCUUGUGCUGGACACAGAUAAGAGGAUCACAGCAGCAGAAGCAUUGGCUCAUUCGUAUUUCUCUCAGUAUCAUGACCCAGAUGAUGAACCUGAAGCAGACCCUUAUGAUCAGUCGUUUGAAAGCAGAGAUCUUGAAAUAGAAGAAUGGAAGAGAUUAACCUAUGAAGAAGUACUGAGCUUUGUGCCACCUGAGUUACAAGUAGAGUGUAUGGACUUGGCACCAUGAAAACUUUACUUCAGUCCUAUGAUCCUUUUAUAUUGCAUCACUGUGAGGACUUAACCAGUUCGACUGAUUUGUUCUUUCCAAUAUUAUCAAGUGCCUAUCAUGGUCUUGAUGACGGAUUGUUUGUGGGUGAGGGCAAAAUAGAACUUUUAUAACAAUUCUUCUACAGCCUGCAUGUUUUGCUAAAUCCUGGGCAAUUGCCAGCUUUUUGUAUAUUGCUGUUGUCGUCCACUGUGAACUUGGUUUGUUUGCUAACUAUAUCUCUUGCAAGCACUUGUAUUGGAACUGGUAAACUUUUUGUGUAUUUGUAUGCCUUAUUUUCAAAAUUGCAUACUAUUUUAAAUGUUUAAUUACAUGUACGGAAACCACCCAAACCUAAAAGAAACCUACAUGCAGUAAUUGUUACUUUUAUAAAAAGUACAAAUGGGAUGUACAUUAAUUUAUAGAUAUAUUUGCUGUUUACAGCAUAAAGGGGUGAUUGUUUUAUUGUGAUUUCAUUUUAAAAACCUACUUGACUGUUCAGCAAUACUACUACAACUAAGAGUGGCAUGUCUUCACUGUUUGUUAGAAUGGGAAUGUAAUAAUACAGAUUCAAGAUUUAGAUAAAUUUACUUAUUUGUAUUAAAAUGCUUCUCUUUUGUGUAAAGUUAAGUAGAAUUAUGAAAAAUAUUUUCCAUAUUAAUAACUACUCAAGUUGUUGGUUCUAUCUGUAGAAUUCUUUGUAAUUGGACCGUGACUUGCCAGGUGUGACGUUGUAGUAAAACCAUAAAACUAUUCUGAAAUAAAUUCAAAUGCUUUUUCAAAAAUAA
Chiloscyllium plagiosum (whitespotted bambooshark) is the source of this 2105-nucleotide messenger RNA. The record is from RefSeq and is a predicted model, not a curated record. Lineage: Eukaryota; Metazoa; Chordata; Chondrichthyes; Orectolobiformes; Hemiscylliidae.